This is a messenger RNA of Athalia rosae (coleseed sawfly), 1634 nucleotides long. RefSeq names its product RAB6A-GEF complex partner protein 2. The record is from RefSeq and is a predicted model, not a curated record. Lineage: Eukaryota; Metazoa; Arthropoda; Insecta; Hymenoptera; Athaliidae. The transcript has 4 exons. The coding region runs from base 355 to 1494 and encodes 379 amino acids. Gene Ontology annotation, biological process: retrograde transport, endosome to Golgi. Gene Ontology annotation, cellular component: Golgi membrane; Ric1-Rgp1 guanyl-nucleotide exchange factor complex.
UCGGAUGAUGCGGACGACAUAUGUAUACACGAACGACGCGAAUGACCUAGCCUUAAGCAAUGAAGCUGCAGACUUAUGCUUAACAACCUCUACUCCUUUGUGUGGGCGAAGUGACACUUUUUUCUUUCAAAUCCUCCAAUCUUAUGUGAAACGCUUUCGGGUGAUCCAAGUAAUCUCAAAAUGUGGAUCACAUCAGCGAAAACUCAGACCUCUCGACCUAAAUUCGGCCAUAAUUCACCAGCGACCAGCGCCUCCUUUGCAACUACCAUGGGAGUUGAGUCGAUGAGGACGAGUCUGGAUCAAACUGCGAAUGAAGAUCCAGUUUCAGAGUUCGACUGACAGAAAUUUGGCGAAAUGAUCGAAAUCACGGCCAAACUGGUCGGAGGACCCACCUAUUUUUCUGGUGAAAUGAUAGAAUGUUGUAUUACGUUCGGUAAUCCCACAAAUCCGAAUCAUCAGAUAUCCCAGAGUCACAGCGAUGUUUUCGAAAGUCUUGCAUGGGCAAGUGCACAAGUUCACUGUCAAUGUUCUACCAAUGGAAAGGAUGUACACACAGAGAAACUAAAUUCCAUUCAGCUGGCAGCUGUCAAUGCAGACACAACAUUUGCUCCGUGGCGACAAGAUAAUGGCCAUGUUGUCUUGAAUACGAAACCAAAAAUAUUGUUCUGCGAUUUGAGAUUGUUGCCAGGAGAGAGUGAAACUUAUAUUUACAGAGAAAGAAUACCGAGCGACGCUCCCCCAACUUACAGAGGCCAGGCAGUCAAGUAUUCUUAUAAAAUAACUGUUGGAACUCAGAGAGUGAACUCUGCAAUUAAACUGCUGAGAGUGCCAUUCAGGGUUCUGUCUUUGAGAGAACUGCCCGAUAUAGCCCCAUGUAAUGACAGUGUCGAUCUCAGCCCCAAUAAUCCAUUCAUGGAAACACGACAACGAGAUACCCCAUUGGAUAUGGCUAUACAGACAUUACAAAAUAUCACAGCACGCCGUAGUCCCAACUUUUACAAUAUAACAAAUGGUCGAGGACGAGUGGUGAGGUUUUGUUUGUUUAAGAAUUCUUACAAACUUGGAGAAGAUAUUGUGGGUACUUUUGAUUUUUCGAGAGCCACUGUCUCUUGCACCCAAGUAUCCGUAGCACUGCAGUCUGAGGAACACGUAUCGGAUGAUUACAGAAGAGCGAGAUCAUCGCCCGCUCUCAUUAGCUAUAACAAACACCACGAGGUUUGCCUUGGAUUAAAAUACUCACAACUGGUGUUGCCUAUUCCACUCCACGUUACACCUGAUUUUACAACAGACUUGGUCACACUAAAAUGGCGAUUGCACUUCGAAUUCGUAACCACAGUCAAAUCAGUUGAAAUGCCUGACGAAAAAACUUCUGACUGGCAGGGACCGGCUAGCCUCAACAUUGAAACCAUGGUUUGGGAUUUGCCGUUACGGCUUCAUCCGACAACCACGCCUCCUAACACAUCCCAGCAAACAAAAUACCAUACUGUCAUAUAGUAGAACGAGGUACGAGCAAGGAAAUAGCACGACAGAAAAUUGAAAGCAGAAAGUUAUUCUUUGUAAUGUAAAUAGAAUAGAUAUAUUACUUCAUACGAAUACAGAAAAGGGCUAUUUAAAUAUUGAGUUGCCUGGCAAAA